This is a messenger RNA of Drosophila mauritiana, 3278 nucleotides long. RefSeq lists its product as uncharacterized. Gene Ontology annotation, cellular component: nucleus. Bases 109 to 2040 code for a protein of 643 amino acids. The transcript has 5 exons. Lineage: Eukaryota; Metazoa; Arthropoda; Insecta; Diptera; Drosophilidae. The record is from RefSeq and is a predicted model, not a curated record.
GGGCGAAACGGCCACACUGCGCCAAGCAAAUCAAAAGCCGGCAAACUUUUGCGAAAUCUAAUAAGCGAAUUUUGUAGCCGUUUUCCUGGAAUUUAAGAUGCAAGAACCAUGCGCGGCGUUCGCAAGUGUGUUCAUUGCGGCGCCAUCAACGGCAACCGGGCGCUGCUCUGCAAGAAUUCCGAGUGUCCGCAGCGCAGGAACGUUCUCGACGCCGUGCAGCUGGUGUCGCUGCGGCCAGGCUCCACUGUAUACUCGCUGAGGACCAAGGAGAAGGAGCAGCAGCCGCGCAACUUCGUGGUCAUCCAGGACGUCACGCUGUCGCUGCAGCCGGACGCUGCAGUGGUGUCCAGCAAGGCGGAGUGCUUCGUGGAGUCGUGCAAGCGAACGGGAGGCGAACCGACGGACUGCGUCCAUGUGAAGGCUUGCCGGGAGCUGGGCGCCGAGUUCGCGAAGGCGCAGGUCUACCGCGUGUCCCGCGAGGUGCUGUGGAACCUGAACAUCAGCCUGGAGCAGAAGCAGAACCUCUGGCAGCUGUACAAGUACGCGGAGGAGGAGGAGCACCUGCCGGGAGUGCAGCGCCUGAAUCACUCCACAUUCGCCGUCAAGUGCGAGCGCUCCGAAUCCUUUCCAGCGGCUCGACUCCACGUCACCGUCUCGGCCAAUGGCCUGUCCAAGAAGAAGAGCAGCUACGCCUGCGCCUGCCGCAAACUGAAGAUCAUUGUGGAGCCAGAUAAUUCGCUGGUGAUGCAGGACGAGAUCUGCGAUCACCUGCUGCUCGUCCUGGCUGGCAUCCUCAGUUCGCCGCAGGGAAAACGCGUCUAUGGCCACUUCACCAGCGGUUUGCAGACCUUCUGGAUGCCCUCGCAGCUGGAAACUCCGCUGGGCGACGUGGCCACCGAGGAUUUGCGGCUCAGCCUGGACAUGGUGGAUGAGCUAGACCCGCAGGUGGACAUACUUAUCUUUGGCGACCAACUAGAUCUUGCCCUGCCGAAUUUCUCCGAGGGCGUCUUUAACCUGGACAACAUGCAGGCCGCCACUUCUAGCCAAAGCACCUCGAGCACCAACGAUGCCCUGAUCCACUAUGCCAACGACUCGCAGCUCUUGUCCAACUGCGAUGUCUAUGCGGAGCCCAUCGAGCUAACCGACUGCAAUAUCGAGCUGAUGGAUCAGUUUCAGCCCACCGACCAGCUGGAUAUUUGCAGCGAGGAUAUAGAACUGCCCUUGAUCAGUGAACCCUACAACAUCCUAGCUGCUCCGCCCAUUUUCACCGAGGCCACGCCCUCUGUGGUCGCCGAUCAGCUGCCCAUUGAGCUGGCCACCAUAUCGGUGGUCAAGAAGGCACCGGUCAAGUUCUCGGAAAUAGUGACCGAAGUGAAGUCCGUGAAGCAGCCCUCUCUGCCGGCCAAAAGGGAGUUAAUAGUGAAUGGUGCAGCAUCGGCAGCAUCCGUUUGCUUGGACGUUUCCGUUCAGCCGGCUCUAUCCUACUCGGCAUGGCUGGAUCAUGUGAUCGAGCUGCUAAACGAGAGUUGCGAGCCAUUGGAAACGGAGAACGCCACGCUUACCAAGCGCUCGGUGCAACAGAACUUCCAUGUGCACAAGGAAACCUUUUCGCACUUUUGCAAGAGCUUCAGUACUGGAGUCAAGCGACGUCCGUUGGACAAGCUAACUGUGAUAGAAUCGGGCAAACAUAAGGGCCUCAGCAAGUACACCUGGCACUUUGCGAGUCCGCACACCGCGAAGCGCAUCUUCAGCACCUCCAACAUACAGCUGCAGUUGGAUCGCGCUUUCGAGCGGCAUCCAGAAGGACACUUCGUUCCCUACGUGCGUCCACGGAUGGAGCCACAGGUGGCGGGUCAGCCGAAAAAGCGGGUAGUCUACCCGAGACUCAGCCUUUACAUGGUUAAGAUACUGUUCGAAGCGGCUCCAAAGGACUACGUCGGCAAUGGAGUCCUGGUGACCUGGACCCCGGAUGUUUUGCCCCGCAGCCAGUUCGGGCUGAUGCACGUGGAGUUCACCGUGGAGACACGUCCGCCCAGCUAGGAACACACCUAUUGCUGGAUGCAUCUUUAUGUACAUAUAGCCACGCGUGGAAAAGGGAAACUUUUGCCAGCCAUCAAGUUUAUUGGGGGGCUUAGCCAUUCCCGUUGUGGGGCAUUAAUUGAGCCGCCGGGCUUUUAAAAUAAUUGCAACAUGCAAGACUACUUUCAUGCCACGGAGUGUUUGAUUCAGAUAUGUCCGUUGAAAAAUGAAUGUAUGCCAACAUUUCAGUGGAAAUCGCACAUCGCACAAAUAUUAAUUUCAAUAUGGACGGCGAGGGAAAACAACACAAUACUAGAGUGGUGCCUGCUACGUGUCCUAGAUACUCCUAAUUCGGAUUUAAUUUAAUUAAAUUUGCCACCAAAUUUUAUCUGCCUACUUAAUAUCAUAAUUUGUCAAAAAAUUGGCAUAUAUAAUUAACAUAAAUAGGCUAUAAUUGGUUUGCGAAUUUCCUUGCAAAUUUAUUGAGGCAUAACAGUCGAAAUGGAAAAUGGGUAUUUUUGACGUUUUUCGUCACUACUUGGCUCAAAAUAGUCAGAAAUCUAUAAAAAUAACUUUUUUGUGUAUCUUUUGCCCCGAAGUAACAUGGCAUAUCACUUUUUGACCGAUUUUCUAAAAUCCAUAUUUUGGCCAUUUUCGAAUUUUUUGUAAGGGGUACCAUCAUCAUUUUUUGCAAAAAUUGGCUCAAAAAUUUUUUUUCAAAGUUUUAAUUUGAUUGGAUGUGGAAUUCGAUUACGAGUCCAACAAGGUAUGACAAUCCAUAUUUCUGACAAUAUUUCUCAAGUUAUGGCUGAAAAACGAAUAUUUUUGGUUGUUUAUGCGAAUUUAUAUGUCUCAAAUGAAAAUACAGCUUUCUUUUCUUUUGUAACCAAUUUUUCUUUAUUCAUUACAUUGUAUUUGCCUAUAUAUUUUAUUCUGUAGUAUGAUUUUGUAUUAAUUAUGAUAAGCAGUGAAAAGUAUGCAACAUUCAAUCAGCGUCUGGGGUAAGUCUCUACUACACGCCUAUCGAAGUUCCAAACCCUGUAACGACGAUUGGAGUGAGGCAUAUCGAUAUGCUUAAGGUAACAAAAGCAGUCUUAAUUUACUAAAUAGCAAAUAAGUAUAUAAAAUUAAUAAAUCUAACAUAUUCUUUUAUUUUAUUUAGCACUGUCACUAAAUCUAAGCACCAAAUCAAAUUAUAUUCUCCCGCUGAAAGUGUGCUCUUCCUAAGAACCUUCCGCUUAUUCAAUUUUCUAGCUACU